AGAGACAGAGAGAGAAAGAGAGGCAAAGAGAAAGAGAGACAGAGAGAGAGAGAGAGAAAGAGACACACAGAGAGGGAGAGAGAGAAAGAGAGAGAGAGAGAAAGAGAGAGAGAGAGAAAGAGAGAGAGAAAGAAAGAGAGAGAGAGAGAGAGAGAAAGAAAGAGAGAGAGAGAGAUAGAGAAAGAGAGAAAGAGAGAGAGAGAGAGAGAGAGAGAGAGAGAGAGAGAGAGAGAGAGAGAGAGAGACAGAGAGAGUUAGCGUCGCCCUAGGUUUUUCCCUGACUAUUAAAUUUAUUUUAAACUAAUUUAAAUUACGACUAUCAUAGGUUUUUUCACCUAAAUCACAAAACUAAAAAGGAUCAGGCUUAGUCCAAUUUGAUAAAAUUGAGAAUAAAAAUUACGGUGAUGGACAAAAUUUAAAAAAGCUGUCCUAAAGCUCAAAUAAGUACCCUAGAAAUAUUAUAGCUUUUCAACCAUUCCAGUUCAUUUUGGUGCUCCUGGUUAAUGCAGAAGUGCGUCAAAAAAGCCGCAAAGUUAUCGCUCGCCGUGUUCGUUGUUUUUCCGUUUACUUUCAGGAAAACUUUAUUCUGAAGACUUUAGGCAUUUCCGAAACGUCUAGUGACACCAAAAUUCGCAGGAACAGUGUUAUCAAUUACCUAUGUUGGGACACACCUGCUUUCACAAGAAAAUCAAUCACAUUUGGAAUUCUGGUGGAAUCAGCUAAAUAAUUGUUAAAAUUAACAAUUUUUCAAUCAAACCUUUAUGCUAAACACUGUCGAAUGCUUUUCUAUGUACAGAAGAGCAUCUCCAUUUGAAUAACCUUCAGAUUUAUUAGCUCGUAUCAUCAUAAACCAGCGUGUCGAAAACCUGGAAAAGCAGGGAAUGUCAGGGAUUUUUGACGUUGGACUAACGUCUAUAUCGAAGUUAGGCACCUGAAUUGAAAAAUCUAGUAAUUCAACCGGGGAAAACCAGGGAAAAGUGGUCAGGUUUUGAGCGCUUAUAUAUCAGUCAUUUCUUUUCAGAAUUUCGAGGUUUUGGCAUCAACCGAUCAGAAAUUCUUUUACGGUUGAAUUUAUGUAACAAAAAUAACCUAUUGUUCGAGAUACACUAUUGAAAAAUUGAUAAAUCACAUCGAUUGUCUAAAUCAUACCGAGCAACCAAUCACCACCUCUCUUCACAAGCACAGUCGACACUAACGGAUACAACCGAUCUGACUUUGUAAACAGUCUCGCAGCUUUCAACCAAUAACGAGCUCGCUUUCGGUAGCUGCAACAGGUGUUUCAACACCGUUUUAAAAUGCUUCUUUUAUCAUUACCACUGAACAGAUUCUAAACACCAAUGGCUUGAUUGAUAGGGGAAAUAUUGCGCAAGAUUGUCAUAUAAUAAUUUAAAUAUGUUUUUGAUACUAAACUAGUUAAAAGUUGUGUUAAAAGUCGUGCACAUUCAACCAAUCACAAGCUCGCUUCUUGUUUGCUCGCGGAUGGAUUUUUGCUUUGGGCUAUAUAAUAGCCUGUGUCGUCUCAUAGCAAGUGGAAGGCCUCAUCAGUUAACAAGUGGAAGGCCACCAGGCCGGUCUUGUAUAAUCAGCAGUGGUGGCUGAUUCCAGCGGCCAAACUGAGCUGCAGCAGAACCAGAGCGGUAGUAUCAGGCAGCAGCGGCGGAGGUAGUGGGCAGCUGCAUUUCUUCAUUCAGUUCGGUUCUCCUUCGAUCUGAGUUGGACCCCACCAGCGGUAAUCCAAUUCAGAUAUCGUUGGGUGAAAACUGCACGAAACUGCCAGAACUGCCAGAAACUGCACGAGCCAGCACUGCCACUAGGAAAGCUACCGCCAUUUAGUGUGUGUGCAGUGUGCACAUAUAGCGUAUGUGCAUCUGUAUUGCUAUGACAUUUGCGAUGAUAGGGAUGGCGCUGUUGCGUGUGUAUGGCUAGCUAUAGCGUGUGUAAGACACUAGCAUGUGUAGCAUAUUAUGGCUAUUGCGUGUAUAUCUUCAGCGUGUGUACGGAUAGUUAUAGCUUGUGUGUGGAUAGCUGCUGCGUGUGUAAUGAUUAGUUAUAGCGUAUGUAUGGAUAGUAAUAGCACAUGGUUGGAUAGCUUAUGCGUGUGUAUAGAUAGUUGUAUCGGAUGUAUGGAAAGGAAUAGCGUGUGUAUGGAUAGCUUCGGCAUGUGUGUAUAAAAAACUAUAGCUACAGCGUGUGUAUGAAUAGUUUUAACGCGUGUUUAGAUAGUUAUAGCAUGUGUGUGAAUAACUAUAGCGGGUGUUUAUCGAAGAUUAUUAUUGUCAUUGAAAAUAUUAAAAUGUCUUAGCGAACACAGUUGUGAAUUUGAUUUUACAGCAGCGUUUUAACUUCUUCAGCCAGUCCUAAUUCAUCGAGGAAAAAUUACUACCUAUGAAUGAUCAACACUUAUUUACUAGAAAUUUGAUUUAGAUCAAAACGGGUUCUUUUGAGUAUCAUAAAUCAUUGGUAAAAAGAGUUGCAAGCUUUCUCAAUGAGCAUUCAUUAAAUUUUCGUUUUUGUUUCUCGGUGCGCGGUUUUGAUUUUGUUUCUCGCACACAGAGAAAGAAACAAACUUGUCGCUAUCGUGAAAAAUAACAAAACAAUUAGAAAUGCUCUAAAUCACAACUGAAGAAGUUAAGAUAUUAUCCUGUCACUCGCCCAAACCUUGAUAACAACUACCGAAAAACGUGUGAUUGAGCUCUUGCUAUAUUGAGUUAUUGAACCAAACGUUUUUGUUUUUCAAAUACAUGAAGUUAUAUGCUGGGCUGGAACUAACCUAGCAUGAGUUUUAUCGAUUAAAUGUCAAACAAUUUUCAAAUUUAAAAUUUUCGUUUGAAUCGUUCUGGGCUCCAAUUUCAGAUAGUUUCGUAAAGUUUGCUUUUUGCUUAGAUAGGAAAAUUUUACCAAUUCGCUCAAUUAAAUGAUUGUCUUGGUAGUGCAGCAAACAAAGGGUUGAUUCGAAUAUGUAUGAAAUGACAGCGAUUAAAUAAAAGAUAUCCAUUCUUUUAGUAUAUAUUAUUAUUUAUAACGUUUUAACGUCUCAGCAUUCAGAAAUGCGCUGUUAGAUAAAAUUGCAGCAAAUACUAGAGUUGCAAUUCUCUCUAUUAUUUGUUUUAAUGGAAUAUAAGAAUACCGUAGUCCAACGUCAUGCGGUCGUGUCUUGAAUACCACCCUCCUACUUUUUUUUUUGCUCAGGGAAAUCAGGGAAUAUCAGGGCAAACUAGAAAAUAUUCAGGAAAAAUUUUUUAACCUUUCUUUUUUAAACGACCGAUUCUUUUUUAAACGACUUUUUAGCACAAAAACUUUUUUUUUUCAGCAUAAAAGGCUGGUUCAAGAACUCUACGGUUCGGUUUCGUAUCCAAUAUCCAAUUAAAAAUUAAAAAUAAUUGAUAACACUGAUCGACAAAAAGGGAAAAAAUACUCCAGAGCUCAAACUGAAAAAAAAAAAAAUAAAGACUAUAGACUAUCCCCUAGACAUUUCCCGUAAGUAAACCGAAAAGGACGUUUGUUACUUGCAUUUAAAUGAAUGUUGAAAAAUAACACUUUAUCAUUAUUAUUGAUUAUUUGGCUUGCCUGUUGACUACACUCUCUCUGGACUUGUUUGGCACUAAAUUGAGCAUAUCCAGCUUUUUACGCGCUAUAAUGGCGGACGCUAUAAUGCAAAGUUCGUAAAAAAUUACCCACCCUUUUGACAACUCUGCUUACGUCAGUUUGAAGUCUUCAUACAAUUUAUCAAAGAAAAAUAUUUCUGGCAACUUUGUGUUGCCAAUUUUUCAGAAAUAGCAAAUCUGACGUAAGCAGAGAGGUUCGCAUAUUACGAACACGCAUUAUAGCGACCGCCAUUAUGGUGCGUAAAAAGCUGGAUACGCUGUCGAAAAAAAAUAUCAACACAAACGGGUUGAACUUUUUUUUCUCUUCCCCUUCCAAUUUGCAACAUGGGGUGGUGACAUAGAAUGAAAAUAAAAUUUGUGCCGGCCUUACCGGUGAGAAUUUUAGCAGCAUCCAGUUAAAGCCUGUUCCUUAGUUUUGUGAUUUAGGUGGGAAACCCUAUGACAGUCGUAAACUAAAUCAGUUUAAAAAAAAAUUUGAAUAGUCAGGGAAAAAAAUGAAACAUCAGGGAAAAUCAGGGAAUUUAUUUUUUAAAAUUGAGUCGCCACCCUGAAUGCGGAACCUGUACUGUUUGGUUUCAUAUCCGAUCGAAUACUUUUUCCACUGGGGUUUCAAAGUUGCGUCAUUUUGUGCCAAAUACUGAAAAAAAUCAAAUCAAGAAAGUUGAUGAUCUAAAAUUAACGAAUUAAAUUCUGGAGAAAUUUUCACCGCCGUCCUAGUUGAAAGUCGAACACAGCAUCGAAAACAUGUACACUGUGACCGCUAUGCUUGAGUGGUUUUGACUAUGUAAAUUCAAAUUUUUUUGUUCACUGUUAUAGUAUUUUCGAUCAAGAGCAAAAUAACAAUUAUCACUAAUCACUAAAUCACUAAACAUAAUCACUAAAAAAUUGUUAUUGUUAAAAUUACCAUGAACUGCCAGUUGAUUUUUCUCCGUGUAGUGACGAGUACCGAUACCAGAAUACUCGAUACCUUUGGUCUGAGUAUCGAGACUGUUACUACGAUACAAGUAUCGCCCAUUCAGACCGGUCGUUUCAAUGUUUUGCUCUCUUGGAAUAUUUUAUGCAUCGGCUGUUAGUUUUUGUGUAAAUUCUUAUAACUGGAGCUGUAAAUGAUGGCAUCGCAAAGCGAAUGUAUUAUCUGCUUAGAACAGAUAUCUGAUUCAUCGGCAGAUGAAACACGGCAGCUACUAUGUUUCCACCGUUUCCAUACUCAAUGUAUAACUCGAUGGCUAGCGGUGAGCAACAAGUGCCCUGUGUGUCGGCUUGCUGCCUCGGAAACGUUUACUGGAAAUAUUCCGGAAGGGGACGCAGCUUGGGAUAUUUCGGAUGAUGAAUAUGAUUCUGAGUACGAUGAUUUUUUCAUCAGUAUAUUGAAUGGAGCAGAAUCGGAUUUGACCGAUGAUGAAAUUCUUGAGGUUUCUGAGAAUCAUAUCGAGACCGAUACCAGUGAUGAAUAUGGCAAUUCGAAUUCGGAUGUCAAUGAAGCUGACGAUGACAAUUUGAUCUCCGAUGCCCGUGAAGCUGACGAAGACAAUUUGAUCUCCGAUGUCAGUGAAGCUGACGAUGCCGAUUCCUUCGCGGAAGACUUCGAUAUUGAAGAGCAGGAUGACCAGGAUAUCGAUGUUGAUAGCGAAGUGGAAAUCGACGAUGAUCUCGCCUUUCAAUAUCACUACGAUGAAAAUGAAGAGUGUGAAAUGCCCGAUUAUCUGGAAUGUCAGGACGAGGAUUGGUGUUGGUGAUUAGUGCCCAGUAGCGUGGAAUGAUUGUUGUUAUACGUUCAGAAUGUAUUUCUAAAUGCAAGUUACAAAUGAAAUGUAAAUAUAAUCAUACGGUUGAUCAAUACGUGCAAUAUAUGGAAUCCAAAUCCGAUUAUUAAAUCGGAGAUGUUCGUUUUGGCGUUCACAUCUGGAAUGAAUAUUAUUAGUACGAAAAAUUUAUCGUAAAGAGCAAACAAAAAAAACCAACAUUACUGAGAUGUUGGAAUGUUUUCUUUCUAUCGCUCGAUCACCAUGCAGUUUUGGGUGCGUCCGUUUCGAUGAGGCAUUGCGUGGCACGAUUAUUCCAGUGUCGAUGUUGAUCUGCCCAACCUCACAUAAGCUUCUCGAAUGGGUUUUGGCGAUACAAACGACCGCCGAUGCAUGCCGUAAGUGCGACUAAUCCAUAAUAUUUCGCAUUCACAAACAAGGUUAUCCUUUCAUGCCCCAAAAUAGAUGUGGAAACAAACGCUGCCAAUGGAACUGAAUGACUAUUGCUUGCAUGGAUCUACCUCCAAUAUCGCAUCCUCAUGGUUUCGUGCGAUUCGGAUUAUAACGAGAGUUGGGAUGCUCAAUUUUUUUUUCUUUUGAAUAAUUAUUGUUUAAUCUAAAUUCGAAAAAGAAUGCAGUAAUUCUUCGAAAAUAUCGUACAAAAGCGUUGAAAAAAAAAACACAAAAGUGUUAACAUAUUUUAAAAUAUGACCAUCUCUGAUAGUCAAUCGCACGUGUGUUUUGCACCGAAAAUUCAAACAAUGAAAGCGAAAAUAACGCUUUGCGUUCGCCCGUAAGCACGCAACUGCAUUCCGUCCAGCACACAACGUGGUAGAUUGGUCGCAUCGUGAUUUCGGCAGUAAAUAUUAGGCAUUCGCAUUGGCAACGCAAACGAUGAUCGCUUGUGUAUUGCGAGGGCGCGAAAACGAGUGGCGCAUCCGAGGGCAGCGUCGUCAGUUCAAUGGUAGCUGCUGGCCAGCGAUCCUCGGCUCUUUGACUCUUCGAAAAUGGCGACUGGCCCAGACGAGUCGUUCGCUGGCGAACGAUCGCCUAGCCCAGUUGAUGAACAGCAGAAACAGCCUGGGAAGCUAGUCUGGAUAUCGCUACCGUUCGAGUGGCUUGGUCAAAUUGGACGACUU
Messenger RNA from Wyeomyia smithii (pitcher-plant mosquito), 6486 nucleotides. RefSeq names its product cysteine-rich, acidic integral membrane protein-like. NCBI's taxonomy places the organism in Eukaryota, Metazoa, Arthropoda, Insecta, Diptera, Culicidae. The transcript has 2 exons. The record is from RefSeq and is a predicted model, not a curated record. The coding region runs from base 4712 to 5341 and encodes 209 amino acids.